UAGCACUCUCCGCGUUCUCCGGAUAUGCCGUCAUCGCGCCUGACAACGGCUGUCAGUUAGACAAUUCAAAAGUAUGUAAGUCCCGUUCACGUCUUCGCGUUGUCAAGACUCAACUUUCGAGACAUCGAGCCCAGCAUCGUUUAGGCGUCAGCAUCACUUGCGUACUCUACAGUUGAAAGGCGUAUCCACUCGUUCACUACCUCUAUUUCUGUCCUCAUGAUUCCUCCUAUUACUUCUAUCCUACGAUGGUCCUUGUUUGCGCAGUGUAUCUCAGCGCAAAUAUCCUCACCUAGCAGCGUGCUCAACUCCUCAAUGUCAACAACCUUUUUCAGUUCGACUACCUCUGGGACGUUAAAUGCUACUGCAACACCAUUAUUCUCGACGCAAACACCCGAUGUCAUAGGCAUAACAGGCCGGUCAACGUUGGUUACGUCUAGAAAUAGUACAGCCACCACGGCUGCGUCGCCACAAGCUUCCAACACUCGGCCCUGCAAUGGACAUGUCGAAUACUGCAAUCGCAAGUUCUCAAACAUCACUCAGGUCAUGGCGCACAACAGCCCUUUUGUAAGAGAGAGAAACGCCGCCAGCAACCAAGCCCUCGAGGUUGAGGUUCAGUUACGAGAUGGCAUUCGAGGCUUGCAGUUCGCGACCAUAAAACCCAACUCCACAUCCGACAUACGCCUCUGCCACUCUUCCUGUGACCUCCUCGACGUCGGCACACUAGAAUCCUACCUCAUCCGCGUGAAGACCUGGCUGGACAGCAACCCCUACGAAGUAAUCGCGAUAAUCAUCGGCAACAAUCCAGGCCAAUCCGACCGCAUCGCCCCCUCCGAAUACGCCGCCGUCUUCCAAUCCGCCGGUAUGCUAGAACACGUCUGGACGCCCCCAGCAAGCAGCAUGAGCCUCUCCGACUGGCCCACACUCUCGCAAAUGAUCCUCCUCCAAAACCGCGUAGUAGUCAUGCUCGACUACGGCGCCGACCAAUCCACCGUCCCCUGGCUCAUGAGCGAAUUCAACUACAUGUGGGAAACUCCCUUCUCGCCCACCGACGCGUCCUUCCCCUGCACACAGGACCGCCCCGCCGACCAAGCUGAAGACGUCUCCCGCGACCGCAUGUACAUGGCUAACCACAACCUGAACAUUGCGCUCACGGCGGAGAUUCUUAUACCUGCGUACUCGCUGCUUAACCAGGUCAAUGCCGAUGCGGGGAAUGGCAGUGUGGGCCUUGCGGCGGCGAACUGCGAGGCGGCGUGGGGAAGGCCGCCGAAUUGGCUGCUGGUCGAUUAUUAUAACUUCGGUACUCCGUUUAAUGGCUCGGUUUUCGAGGUUGCGGCACAGGCGAAUGGUGUGGAGUAUGAUAGGGCUUCGUGCUGUGGGUCGGAGCGUACGAGUGGUGCGGGUUUGCGGAAGAAUUCGGUGGGGUUGGCUGUUUGUGCUUUUCUUUUUGUGUUCGUAUUUUGGGGUUGAUGAAGAGUGUGUUGUGAGGGCAUGGUACGGCGUUUGAACGGUGCUGUUGUGCUCGCGAAGUGUUGGCUUUCUGCCUUUUUGGCUGUUUGGUUGUUUUCGUUCGACAUUCCAUUGAGGCGAAAGGUGUUCUACUUGUUUAGCGUUUGAGUUUGCAUAGCG
This is a messenger RNA of Dothidotthia symphoricarpi CBS 119687, 1626 nucleotides long. RefSeq names its product PLC-like phosphodiesterase. Gene Ontology annotation, biological process: lipid metabolic process. Gene Ontology annotation, molecular function: phosphoric diester hydrolase activity. Lineage: Eukaryota; Fungi; Ascomycota; Dothideomycetes; Pleosporales; Dothidotthiaceae. The transcript has 2 exons. Bases 217 to 1467 code for a protein of 416 amino acids. The record is from RefSeq and is a predicted model, not a curated record.